Messenger RNA from Anguilla anguilla (European eel), 2015 nucleotides. RefSeq names its product transcobalamin II (gene tcn2). NCBI's taxonomy places the organism in Eukaryota, Metazoa, Chordata, Actinopteri, Anguilliformes, Anguillidae. Gene Ontology annotation, molecular function: cobalamin binding. Bases 159 to 1427 code for a protein of 422 amino acids. Gene Ontology annotation, biological process: cobalamin transport. The transcript has 10 exons. The record is from RefSeq and is a predicted model, not a curated record.
ACUUUCGUAACCGAAGAGUCAAUCAUGUGACUCCGCGGACCAAAGAACAGGAAAUAGUCGUAAAUAUUUGCGACCUCGGGAGAGGGGAACGACGCAGUAUUGUCAAGCGAGUGUCCCGCAUCAGUUCACAUAAAGCGAGUAUAACGGAUAAUUGCGAAAUGAAUCUCGCUGUCUUCAUUGGAUGCGCAGUUCUUGCAGUGGUCAGUGGGAAACCUCAAGGUGCCUUGGCCUCCGACCAUGAAGAGCUGAUCCUCUCCCUCAACAAGAAGCUCCUGCGCUCCCUGGAGGACCAGAGCUCGCCCCCCAAUCCCAGCGUGCACCUGGCCCUGCGCCUGUCCACCCACCACAACCUGGGCAUGGAGAGGGCGUACCUGGCUCGGCUGAAGGCGGAGCUUCACAAAGACCUGGAGAGCUCCCUUACUAAGCACCAGCCUGUGACGGGGCUCCUGGCCCUCUACGCUCUGGCCCUCAAAGCUUCCUGUACGGAUGCGAGCGCCCUGACGCUCAACCAGGAGUCCCUCCUGCUCCAGCUGAAGACACAGAUGAAGAAGGAGAAGGAGCACAUUGCCGCCAGCCACCGCCCGCUGACCAAUUACUACCAGUACUCUCUGGGGGUGCUGGCUCUGUGCGCCAACGGUGUGACGGUGAGCACCCACGUGAGAGACAAGCUGGUCCACGCCGUCCGGCACGACAGCGCGAAGCACGGGGUCUGCGGCAGCGCCGACACGCUGGCCAUGGCUGGGAUGGCCUUGCAGUGCCUGAAGGAUUCGCCUACCGUGCAGCACGGGGCCCAUCUGGAGGAGCCCCUGGGCACCAUCAAGCAGAAGCUCUUAGACUCGCGACGGCCCGACGGACACCUGGGAAAUGAGUUCAGCACCGGGCUGGCGGUGCAGGCCCUGCUGGCCAUGGGGAGCCAGGUUUCGGACUGCUCCGCCUCCCUGGAGGCCCUGAGGGUGGAUGCCAGGAAGGGGACCUACCACAACCCCAUGGCUAUCUCCCAAACCCUGCCGGCUCUUCAGCAAAGGUCCUACCUGCACGUCAAAACAACCGUGUGCGGAGCAGAGGAUGAUAGCCUGACUCUUGAGCCCAAGCCCUGUAGCACGCAGCCCCCGGCCCAAAACGUGCUCCUCCAGGUGGAGGUAAUCCCGUCGGACGGCAGCAGUUCCAUCAAAACCGUGGACGUUCCAAAGGGCUCUUCCCUCCUCAAGGCCUUGACGCUCCUUAAGGAGACGCAAAAGGAUUUCACAUUUGAAACAGAGUCCAGCCUAUGGGGGCCCUUCCUGAGCGUGGUGAAUGGGGAGCGGGCUCGCCAGUCAGACCGAAGUUACUGGCAGCUGUCUUCAGAUGGGACGUCCCUCAACCAAGGCAUUCAAGAUUAUAAAAUUGAGAAGGCUCAAAAGAUCACCAUCAAAAAGACCAGCCACUGAGAUUUCCUUGCAGGGAAACUGUCCAAAUUCGUAUUUACGACUGACGAUAAAUGCACUUCAGAAAAACAAAAUCUGUUAGAAAUCCUGCUGAAGAAUAUUUUAGGCACUUUUUUGUAAUACUGUGAUUGAUUGUUUUUUUAAUUAAAGGAGAUGUGACUAUCACAUUGACUAAAUCAAACAUUUAAAGUUUAUUUUGUGUCAGAAUACGAAAGGUCUUGUUUGAAGGAAGUAAGAUUCACAAAGCUCCACGGAUGUUUCUGUACAAUUAUGUAAUUCCCUCGAAGACUUGGAAGGUUAACUGGGUUUCGCAAUCUGUGGAACCCCAGAGAAGUGGGAGUUACUGUCACAUCUAGAGCUCGAAAUGAGACAUUCUGCUGCGUUUUUCGGGAGAACCCGUUUUUUACUACGACUGACAGAAUUGGAAUCACUCGAGGACAACAACAUUCUCGCCCCCUUUUCCCACGUUCCUACCUAACCACGGUUGGCAUCUCAUCUUUUGAUGCACUGUUUGCAGUUCAUGCUUAAAAAAUUUUGUGGCAGAAUCAUUCCAGCUUUUAUCAUGUGAAUAAACGCACACUUGUGUAACUG